AUGUCUCGAGUCACAAACUCAAUCAAGAUCAAUAUCGCUGAGGAUAAUACUGCUUCCAUUGCUGCCCAAAUUCCACUCCCGUUGACACCUGCUUCAAAGGUAUUGGCUACUUCAAACGCACACGGAUUAAAUACCAUGGCGCUUCAUGACAGCGAGGACAUAGACCUCGCACAACAUAUGAAAAACCUUAAAGCUGCAUAUCGAAGUGCUCUCGGCAUCACAAAGAAAGGAAAAAAGCACAACAAGAAUAAGACCAGGGGAAAGCAAGAAUAUUCGAGUGAGAUAGAACAUACCAAGGGUACUAUCCAAGAGCUCGAGAACAGUGAGAGUAUCGUCGAUCAUUCACAGUCUAUUCAAGCCAUCACAAAUACAGGAGCCUUUUCAGGAAUUAUUGCAAACCCAUCUGGUGUCCGUUCUGAAAUAUCUAUGUCAAAUUCCGAGCCUCCGAGGAUCCUUACUGAUCAAUUGAGAUCCGUACAGCCACUUCAAAUCAUGGAACAAGCUAUGUUUCAUCAAUUACCACAGUCAGGAAGAACCACUCGAGGUCAAGUUGCGAGACAACAAGCAGGUCAGUAUGAUGGAGGUAUUUCAUUUCCUAGAGCGGCCGACACUGGAGAUGUUUUCUGGAGAUCACCUCAAGCCUCCAGUUAUAGUCCAUCUUCUUUCCCUGGUCCUCACUUUCUUUUGCGGACUGGAAACCUCAUUCAACAGAGACAUGAACAUAACACUAAUCCAUAUUAUGCUUUAGCGAUGAAGAAUAAUGUCAAAACAGAGACAAAAAAUAUCGAGCCUUUAACAGCAGAAAAACUUCGAUCAAUCUCGAAUGAGAACGAUCGUCCAGCUAUUUCUGUCAAGUACCCUUUGACAAAGCAAAUCAAAACACUGGAGCAAAUCGAAAGAGCUUGUGAAGCUAAGGAGGUAGCAACUCCUGCUCGUCAUUCUUCUUCAGCUCAAAUUGAAGAGGACUCCUUCAUUGACAUCAUAAUAAGUCGAUCGCCAGCUAAGCCGGUUUCUCGUAUCGAAGACUCCUUGGAGGAGCUUGACAAUCUGGAGGAUGCCAUUGAUGCACUCGAUGAAGCUACCACCGUGGAGAAAUUUGUUGCUACUUCAACCAAGAAGGUCAAUAUUCCAACCGAAGUUUCCUCUGACAGUGAUUCGAGAGAAUCGCUCAGACGAGGAUUCAUUGAGGAAAUUCCUGCCACCGGAUUGCGCGUACGUGUGCGUGGUACUCUAGCAUCUUCACAAAGACCAAAAUCCACCUACGCAACAGUUCGUGUCAAGCCUACAGCAACCAAAGAACCAACCCUCAAAAAGGCUAAGUCUAUGACUUUCGAAAGUUCAAGACCCGUUGUCAGUCCAGAAAAACAAACAACGGUAUCUCCAAGCAAAGUACCACGCCCAACUAGUCUCCUUCCUCCGAAGUCACCAACAAAGUCUACGAAGCCACCUACCAAACCAAUCUUUGAGCUUCCAGGUGAUGCUGUCGCUAAGCGGUUGAAGGAACAAAGAGAAGCACGUAUCGCGCAGCGAGAGUCAUCUGAGAUGACUAUUGUUAAAACUACCCCAGGCAGGAUCAAGUCAACAAAACCACCCACCAAAUCCUCACAAUUCGAGCUUCCUGGCGAAGCAUACUCUAGACGUAAGCGGGAAGCACACGAGGCAAGAGUCAAAGCUCAAGAAGAAGAAGAUCGCAAAAGACGUGAAUUCAAGGCUAGACCCAUGAGUAAAUUUGUUGCUUCUCGCACUCUUCCUCGCGAUACAGCCGCCAGUCGUGCCCGUCAAAGCAAAACAGGUGGUGAAAGUACCGAUAGCAGUGGUCUUACUGUAGGUAAGCGUGGAUCUAUAGUCGGCGCACAUCGUCCCUCAAUUCUUGACAUGCAAAAAGUCAAUGUAACCAGCUCAUCUCCACGCACUAAAGCCCCACCUGCACCUCUUACACGGAAACCAUCUUCUCACCCUCAUAAUCCUCGUGUGACCAUGCAACGUACGGUCUCGGAUUCAGACCAAGAGUUGCAACGUCAACGUGCAAAGGAACUUUAUAAUAGAGAUGCGCAAUAUACGGCAGAAAUUGAAAAGGAGAAGAAGGAUCGUGAGGCAGCUGCUAAACGUUCUAGAGAGGAAGCUGCGGAAAAGGGUAGACAGGCCAGUAGAGAGUGGGCAGAAAGACAGAAGGCUAAGAGAAUUUCCCAAGCCAUGGGUGAUGCUAGUCCACGUGGUAUUGCUUUUCUUUGA
Sclerotinia sclerotiorum 1980 UF-70 is the source of this 2232-nucleotide messenger RNA. RefSeq lists its product as hypothetical. NCBI's taxonomy places the organism in Eukaryota, Fungi, Ascomycota, Leotiomycetes, Helotiales, Sclerotiniaceae. The record is from RefSeq and is a predicted model, not a curated record. The transcript has a single exon. The coding region runs from base 1 to 2232 and encodes 743 amino acids.